Drosophila hydei is the source of this 1121-nucleotide messenger RNA. It is a transcript of the gene Prp18, whose product is annotated as pre-mRNA-splicing factor 18. The transcript has a single exon. Gene Ontology annotation, cellular component: U4/U6 x U5 tri-snRNP complex; U2-type post-spliceosomal complex; U5 snRNP. Gene Ontology annotation, biological process: RNA splicing; generation of catalytic spliceosome for second transesterification step. Lineage: Eukaryota; Metazoa; Arthropoda; Insecta; Diptera; Drosophilidae. The coding region runs from base 85 to 1101 and encodes 338 amino acids. The record is from RefSeq and is a predicted model, not a curated record.
CUAUUAUACAUGGCGGUCACACUGUGCUUUCCAUUUUUAUUGAGUACUAUUUACAGGAAUUGUUUGAUGUAAAUAAAAACAAAAAUGGACAUAUUAAAAGCAGAAAUAGCACGAAAACGCAAGUUGUUAGAGGAAAAGCAGUUAGUGGACGACAAAAAGAAGUUCUUUCGCCGUGGCGACCUCAGUGCUAAAGACACAGAGGAAGUACUACAAAAAGUGGGAUACAAGAAACAGGAACAAAUUGUAGCGCCCAGGACCGAGGGCGCAUACAGUUUUAUAGCUGAUGGUCAAAAUAUAUUACCUCGCCUUGAAGUUAUUCGCAGGCUACGCGAACGCGGAGAGCCUGUAUUAUUGUUCGGCGAAACAGAGCCGGAGGCAUUCGAUAGGUUGCGGACUUGUGAGAUUUCGCAACCUGAAGCCAACCGUGGUUUCCGCAACGAUUUUCAAGAAGCUAUGGAACAGGUGGAUGCAGCUUAUUUACAGGAAAUGUUUGCCAACACGCCCACAACCAAAGAGGAUAAGAAGUCCGACUUCGCUGAGUUGGACGAAUCCAUAUCCUGGGAAACCAUACAGACGAUGUCGCAAAAAAUGGGGAAAAACAAAGACUAUGACAUGGAUGUCAUCAUAACACUCUUAACAUUUCUUCUAAAACUGUGGAAUGCACAGAUCGCAAACUACACAAAGCACGAAAAAAUGUCGACAAAGGUAAAAAUGACCCGCGUCAUUUACACGCAGACCAAAGAGUAUGUAAAGCCGUUGUUUCGCAAGCUGAAGCAUCACACCUUGCCUGAGGACAUUCUCGACAGUUUGCGUGACAUUUGUAAGCAUUUGUUGAACCGCAAUUACAUAUCAGCGAGCGACGCAUAUUUGGAAAUGGCAAUUGGCAACGCUCCAUGGCCCAUUGGAGUCACCAUGGUGGGCAUACACGCCCGAACUGGUCGUGAAAAGAUUUUUUCAAAGAACGUCGCUCAUGUUAUGAACGACGAAACUCAACGCAAAUAUAUUCAAGGUCUAAAGCGCCUGAUGACGAAAUGUCAGGAAUACUUCCCAACCGAUCCAUCAAAAUGUGUUGAGUAUGUAAGCAAAAAGGAUCGUGAAUAAAUAUAUGUAUAUGUUGAUUA